AUGAAGGACGGCAAGAUGCUCUGCAUCCCCAUGGACCAUGGGAUCUCAAACGGGCCCAUUCCGGGACUGGAGGAUCCGCACUCGAUAAUCUACCGGUGCCAGGAUCACGGCCUCUCCAGCGUUAUAGUCAACAAGGGAAUCAUCAGAACCAUGCCCGAGCCUGCCAGGAUCGGAGUCCUGGUGCAUUUUUCCAGCAGCACAUCCCUAUCCACAUCGCCCAACAGGAAGAUGCUCACAGGCACCGUGGAGGAGGCGCUGAGACUGGGGGCAGAUGGGGUGUCACUGCACAUCAACAUAGGCGGAAAGGAGGAGCCUGAGAUGCUAGAGCAGCUGGGCCGUACGGCAGGUCAGUGCCACCUGUGGAACAUGCCACUUCUGGCAAUGAUGUAUCCCAGAGGCGAGAACGUAAAGGAUCCCCACGAUCCAGAGAUCGUGGCGCAUGCGGCAAGGAUUGGCGCCGAGUGCGGCGCAGACAUUGUAAAGACGGUGUACACCGGGGAUGUGGACUCGUUCUCUAAAAUAGUAAAGAGCACACCGGUUCCGGUGGUGAUUGCCGGAGGGCCGACGGCCGAGACCGACAUGGAGAUACUACAGAUGACAGAGGAUGCCAUGAGUGCGGGGGCAAAGGGGGUCACCUACGGCAGAAACAUCUUCGCCCACAAGAAUCCGCCUGGAAUGGAGCUCAUCAUCGAGCCGGACGUACCUGACGAUCGGCUGCCGGAGUUUCUGGCGCAGCUGACAGCAGAGGGAAUAGGAACCGUGUACCUUGAUCCGGCAAAGCUGGGGGGGCUGAAGUUUGAGACUGUGUACCCGUCUCCUGCCGCAGACUAUACCGUGGGCACUGAGAACGCGGCAGAGGACAAGAAGCGCGGCAUGAUGUUCGAAGUGCUCUCAAACCAGGACAUAGACGACGUACUUGUAUCUGCAGAGAAGGGACUGGACUUUGUCAUAGUGGCAGUGAAGGACUGGAAGAUAAUCCCACUGGAGAACAUCAUAGCCAAGCUUCACAAGAUCGACACCAGGAUAUUUGCCCUUGCCCACAGCGCCCGGGAGGCAAGAAAGAUGUUCUCCAUACUCGAGGUUGGCGUGGACGGCGUGAUCUUCAUAACCUCGUCCAUCAACGAGGUAAGGGAGGCCCAAGUGGAUCUCGGAGCCAGAUCUUUCCAGCUCCGGCCGGCAAAGAUAGUCAAGAUACAGGAGGUUGGUGACGGGGAGCGCGUAUGCGUGGACACGGCAUCCAUACUGCGCCUGGGCGAGGGCAUGCUGGUGGGAAACCGCUCCAACUUUCUCUUUCUGGUGCACAACGAGUCUGUGGGCUCAUCCUUUACCUCUCCCAGGCCGUUUCGCGUAAACGCCGGAGCGGUUCACUGUUAUACCCUGUCGCCGGACGGAACCACCAGCUACCUCUCGGAGAUAGAGAUGGGAUCCGAGGUUCUGGUUCUUGACUCCAGCGGGCGAGCCCGGAGGGCCGCCGUGGGGCGCUCCAAGAUCGAGAGGCGCCCGAUGCUGAUGAUCAAGGCCACAGUGGAUGGCGAGGUCGGCGGGAUAAUAUCCCAAGAUGCGGAGACCAUCCGGUUUGUCAGGCCCGACGGGGAGCUGGUCUCGGUGACCCACUUGAAGAAGGGGGAUACCGUGCUGGUCCACUCAAAGGCAGCUGCCGGAAGGCACUUCGGGAUGGAGGUAGCCGAUGAGUACAUCCUGGAAAAGUAG
This is a messenger RNA of Geodia barretti, 1710 nucleotides long. The record is from the annotation of a GenBank genome assembly. NCBI's taxonomy places the organism in Eukaryota, Metazoa, Porifera, Demospongiae, Tetractinellida, Geodiidae.